AUGAGCCAGCCGACCACAGCCACCGCGGAGCUGCCCACACUGCCAGGAGACACGACAGUGGCCUUUGGGGUGGCAGACAUCAUCGUUGUGGUUUUUUACUUUGCCUUUGUCCUCAUCGUCGGGAUAUGGUCAUCGAUACGAGCAAGCCGGGGGACCAUUGGAGGCUAUUUCCUAGCUGGACGAUCCAUGACUUGGUGGCCUAUUGGAGCAUCCCUGAUGUCAAGCAAUGUGGGCAGUGGCUUAUUCAUCGGCCUGGCAGGCACUGGAGCAGCUGGGGGCCUUGCUGUUGGGGGCUUUGAGUGGAACGCUACCUGGGCACUUCUGGCUCUCGGCUGGAUUUUUGUGCCGGUUUACAUCGCAGCAGGAGUGGUCACCAUGCCUGAAUACCUGCAGAAGAGAUUUGGAGGGCAGAGGAUACAAAUCUAUAUGUCCGUACUGUCCCUCAUUCUCUAUAUAUUCACCAAGAUAUCCACAGACAUUUUUUCCGGAGCAUUGUUCAUCCAAAUCUCUUUGGGCUGGAACCUCUACUUGUCCACUGUGGUCUUGCUAGCAGUGACUGCUGUCUACACCAUAGCUGGUGGUUUAACCGCUGUGAUAUACACAGACGCGCUGCAGACCCUGAUCAUGGUGCUGGGAGCUUUGGUCCUCAUGUUCAUAGGAUUUGAAAAAGUUGGCUGGUAUGAAGGACUUCAGGAGAAAUACAGCACAGCAAUACUGAAGAUCAUAGUCCCAAACACAACCUGUCACCUCCCACGUGCAGAUGCCUUUCAUUUGUUCAGGGAUCCAGUCACAGGAGACAUUCCUUGGCCUGGCCUUAUAUUUGGCCUCUCUGUGCUGGCUCUUUGGUGCUGGUGCACCGACCAG
Messenger RNA from Nipponia nippon (crested ibis), 864 nucleotides. Lineage: Eukaryota; Metazoa; Chordata; Aves; Pelecaniformes; Threskiornithidae. The record is from RefSeq and is a predicted model, not a curated record.